UUGAUCGAGCUCCAUUAAAGAGGUUCUCAGUUUGUUCUUGGCAUCACCGAGUCGACUUCACUACUCUUUUUGCCCGUGUAAUAGUUUAAUUAAAAAGUAUUUUUGUAAAAUAAGUGAACAACGUAUAAACCAGUGCGAGAAAAAUAUUAAUUUUCGGUAAAAUAGUGAAAUAUAGCCGCACCGCCCAGAAACAAAUAAAAUCGAUAAUUUUUUAUAUAUACAUACACGACAUACACGACGUACGGAGGAAAAAAGGGUGUAGGUCCUUUUUUAGUUAAAUAGGAGAAUAAUUAGUAGUUUGUACGGAAAAGUACAUCUUAUCAGGCUCUGAAUUCAGUGUGUGACAAAUGAACGACUUUAAAAUGACCGGAAUAGAGGUACAAGCAAACCAAACUCAAGCUAAACCUGUCCAGCAAAAUGGAGACGCGUCCUCUGCACAACAGCAACAACAGAACUCUGAGGCACGCACAAACUUAAUUGUAAAUUACUUGCCGCAAACCAUGACCGAAGAGGAAAUCAGAUCGCUCUUCUCGAGCGUCGGCGAGGUUGAAAGCGUGAAGCUGGUGCGUGACAAGUCAGUAAUUAUUGCGAACCCCUUGAUUCCCGGGGCAGCUAAGGGACAGAGUUUAGGUUACGGAUUCGUAAACUACCACCGGCCUCAGGAUGCCGAACAAGCUGUAAAUGUGCUGAAUGGAUUGCGAUUACAAAACAAAGUGAUAAAGGUGUCGUUUGCUCGUCCCAGCUCGGAGUCAAUCAAAGGAGCAAACUUGUACAUAUCCGGUCUCCCAAAGACAAUUACACAGGAAGAGCUGGAAUCGAUAUUUAGUCCUUUCGGACAAAUUAUUACGUCACGUGUACUUGCUCAAGAAGGCAAUGACAAGCCCAAGGGGGUUGGAUUCAUUCGUUUUGAUCAACGGAAGGAAGCCGAACGGGCUAUUCAGUCAUUAAAUGGCACCGUUCCACAAGGCUUAACUGACCCAAUUACAGUGAAAUUUUCAAAUACACCCGGCAGCAAUAACAAGAUUGCAGCACCUGUCCUCCCAGCAUUUUUGAAUCCGGCAUUAACACGGCGCUUGGGAGCAAUCCAUCAUCCCAUCAACAAGGGAUUGGCACGAUUUUCACCAAUGGGAGGAGAUGUGCUUGAUGUAAUGCUUCCUACCGCUGCACCAACAAUUGCACCGGCCGGAGGAUGGAGUAUUUUCAUUUACAACUUGGCACCCGAGACAGAAGAAAGUGCUUUGUGGCAAUUGUUCGGUCCCUUUGGUGCUGUUCAAAAUGUAAAAAUUAUUAAGGACAACGCAACAAAUCAAUGCAAAGGAUACGGAUUCGUUACAAUGACAAACUACGAAGAAGCUAUGCUGGCCAUACGAGCAUUGAAUGGAUACACACUCGGAAAUCGAGUGCUGCAAGUAUCAUUCAAAACCAACAAAUCAAAAAUGGGAGAAAAUUAAAUAAAUGGAAAUGAAGAAACUUAGAACAAACUAGAAAAUUAUCAAAAAUAAAAUAAAAUUUUAGACAAGAAGGGCUAGAUGAUGGCCUUACUACCAUUUACAAUAGUCAAAUAACAUCAAGAAGAAGGAUUGUAGAGCAUCUUUAAACUAAUAUACAUUGUUUCUUCAUCGUCCAGUCUUAACUACUAAUAUAAUUAAUUAUUAAUUUAAUAUAUUUAUACAAGAAACUUUUUCUUA
Culicoides brevitarsis is the source of this 1688-nucleotide messenger RNA. It is a transcript of the gene elav, whose product is annotated as protein elav. Gene Ontology annotation, molecular function: RNA binding. Gene Ontology annotation, cellular component: ribonucleoprotein complex. NCBI's taxonomy places the organism in Eukaryota, Metazoa, Arthropoda, Insecta, Diptera, Ceratopogonidae. The record is from RefSeq and is a predicted model, not a curated record. The transcript has 3 exons. The coding region runs from base 348 to 1451 and encodes 367 amino acids.